UGCUCUAUUGCUGCUGCAGUUUCCUUUUACGUUCUGUAUUGGACUGGGAUAACAUGCACAUUUCAACCAGUUUUUAGUAAUUUACUGAAUAGUAGGCCCUAUCUAAAACAAUAUAGGCACACACAACUUGUCCAUAAACAUUAUGAUGUUAACUCAAUUGCCAGAAAUAAGCUCAGACCAGGUAAAGGAAGCUAUUAGAAAGUUGGUACAAUUCUUACAGGCAACGCUUCGGAUCUCCGAUGCACAUACUGUGGAUUUCUAUACUGAAGAUGUUUGGAACAAGCUUGUAGCUAUAUCCCCAGAUACUGUACUUUCAUCACUCAGUCAACACCCAAGGACAUCUGUUCGUGAAUACAGCGACAUUCCUGAUGUUUCAAGUAUAUUUUCUGAUGCUACACAGAAAUUGGUCAAUUUAGAUGCUUUUGUGGAAGCCAGCCAGUACCAUUCUCUGGUGAAUCUGGGAGUAUGUACACCGGUAGAUGAGCUACUUGAUGCCUUCUCCAUCCAGAGAAGACCAAAAACGGAAACAGAAGUGAAAGCUGACCAGUUUAUGAAUGAUAAAAAAUCGCAUGAAGUUUUGAUCAUGUCUGACCUAGUUGACACCGUUGCAAAUAUUUGUGGAGUGAAACAGGUCAUAGACUUGGGUGCCGGAAAGGGUUAUUUAAGUUCAUAUUUAUCCAUGCGAUAUGACCUGAAAGUUUAUGGGAUUGACUCUUCUCAUACCAACACAGACGGAGCCAAGAAGAGAAACCGGAAAUUGAAAAAAUACUGGCAAGUCUAUGAAACUAAUACCAGCAAAACGUCAAGAGAACACACAUUUGACCAAAAGAAAGCAAGUUCUUUGCCAAAGGCGUCAAGCUUGGAAGUAAAUACCAACAGAAGCUUUUCAAAACCACAGAUUAGUUCCUUAACAUUAGAGGGUUUAUCAAUUUCCGAUUCAACCGCGGCAGAUAACAUCAAUGUAGCUAAAGACUUGUUUAAGAAGGAAAUUCAUAAAGAAGACUGUACAACAAUAGAUAGAGCUGAUGUUUCUGAAACUACGCUCUCGUUUUUGGAUGUCCUUCCAUCUGGUGCCGUUGAAUUGCCCUUGGAAUCAAAUAGUGUUAUCAAGGUUCUUAGUGAACAGGAAAGAGCGCAAAGAAAGGAAAAUAACCUAAAGUUGAAAAGGCAGAGUGAAUCCAAUGUUUAUAAGCCACUUACUUCGUAUGUUACUGCAGAGACAGAGCUACGCGACAUCAUUACCGACUUUGAGGAAGCUAUCAUGGUUGGUUUGCACACGUGUGGAGACCUUGCCCCAAACACAUUACGCAUUUAUACCUCCAAGCCUGAAAUUAAAGCAGUGUGCAGUGUUGGUUGUUGCUAUCAUCUACUCUCUGAAGAGUUUGACAGCCCAGAUAAAGCUAAGACGGUGGAAGCAUGGGGUUUUCCAUUAAGCCAGUUUUUGAAGAAAAACUGCUGUUGCAUUGGACGUAAUGCUAGAAUGUCAGCUUGUUUGGCUUUGGAGCGUGUUGCGGUCGGCCAAGGGCUGCCCAGUGAGUCCUUGUUUUAUCGAGCUGUGCUACAGGUCAUUUGCAGAGACGUCUACGGUAUCACCCAAAGGGAAUGGCAAAAAUUGCAAAAAACAAGUACAAGUGAUUUGAAAGACAAAGUGAGUGAACAACGUGUUGGGAAGAUUUAUGCAAAAUCCACAAGCUUUGCUGAUUAUGUCAGGAAGUCUCUGAGAAAACUUGGACAAGAUGAUUCAAAGCUGUCAGACCAACAGAUCAGAGACUACUUUGAGACGUUCAAGCACAGAAAAAUUGAACUGGAAGCAUUUAAUAUGCUGAAAGUCUCCCUGGCUCCGUGUAUCGAGGCCUUGAUCUUGCUGGACCGACUAUGUUAUCUUAAAGAGCAGGAGGGCCUUGGCUGGUCUGGAGUGGUGAGGUUGUUUGAUCCAGUGAAGUCCCCAAGAUGUUAUGCAGUGAUUUCUUUGAAACCGUUGUAAUUUUGUGAAAAACAUUUUUUUUCCUGUGCAUAUUUUGCUUUACAUUACCUGAGAGGUCUGUUAGUGCUUCCAUCAUGAAUGCCAAGUAAUUUAAAUUAUAAAUGUAAAUUGUUUUUAUUUUUUUUAGCUCUUUGGCUAUUUUAUAAUAAAUAAACACUCCAAGUAAUAUAACUAUUACUGUGUGAUAUAUUUGUUGUGGUGUCAGGAGUGUUCUGGCUCAUCUUCCCCCAAUCUAUGUAGUCAAACAGUUUUUUGACUUUUUACCUGGGGUUCACGGGUGCUGCUCCUUGCCGGCCAGAUAUUCAGAAGCUCUCUGCCUGAGCUGAGCUCGCUCUGCACUGAAGGAGCUUCCUGUUCGCACACCUGAAUGGAUGGGAGAGGGAAUGGUGCCUGGACCCCAGGUAAGAAUUCAAACCAUUAGAAAACUGCUUACAUUUCUGGAGUGCCAGGGCACUUCUUUAAGCAUAACCAUUACAACACACUGUAGUAGUUAUGGUGCUUGGUAUGUUCCAAUAAAAAUGUAGUGGAAAUUGGGCGAUUCAUUUUGAUGCUGCUGUGCUGCCACUGAUCAAGUUGUAAGGAACGUAUUAAAUCUGUACAGUGCUGAUUGCAAAUCGUGAACUAAGACAUCAAGUGGUGUGCCUUGAAGGAUUUGUACAUACUCCAAAAAGGUGUAGGAUGGCAGAUUAUGUUUUUUCCUUAUACCAAAGCUCUUUGCACUGCUUGUGCUUGCAUUCAAAACCUCGUAAACCAAAUGCCUAGCUGGACCACUGAUCUCUGUUUCAUGUAAAGAUGAAUAAAGGUCCAGCUGAUGUAGACCAAUGUCUUUAUUUUACUGUAUGUGGGGAGCAUCAUUGUCAUUGGUCAGCAUUGUCUGUUAAAUCAGAGUUUGGUGGUAAAUACACCUCUCCAGAAAACAAACAAAAAAACAACACAUUUCUCCGUUCUUCCCCAUUGAAUAAUAGCAUUUAUAUUACGUUAUAUUUUAAACUUCUGUUUUUAACUUUAUGGAGACCAUUUCUAAUGAUCUAUCAUGAUUAGAGUUGUGAAAGGGCAUCUUCUGGUUCUUCUCAAUCUUCGUGGCAUAUUUCCAGAUAUCUUUUUAUUGUAUGAUUGAGUAACUCUAAAUCAUGGCCUAAAGUAUUGCAGAACCACCGACCAUUAUUAAACCAUGAUAGGACCAAUAUAUGGGACUUUUUAUUGAAGAAAAACAUAUUGCAUGAUCAUGUCUAUGUACUCUUAUUUACUGGUAUCUGUAUUGGUUUUGUAUAUUUAGGUAUUUAAUGGGAUGCAAGGGCAUGUUUCAUUGUAUAAUGAAAAAUUAAACUGUGCCAAUAAAAUUAUUUCCUAGAAAACA
Messenger RNA from Pelobates fuscus (common spadefoot toad), 3341 nucleotides. RefSeq names its product methyltransferase like 25 (gene METTL25). The coding region runs from base 143 to 1984 and encodes 613 amino acids. Lineage: Eukaryota; Metazoa; Chordata; Amphibia; Anura; Pelobatidae. The record is from RefSeq and is a predicted model, not a curated record. The transcript has 14 exons.